GGGUAAUGGGUGAGGGGCCCAGGUUCCUGACACAGACUACACCUAGGGAACGAAGACCAAGCGCCAUGUUGAGGCCAUCAUCACCACUCAGAUCCCUCUUAUUCCUGCAGCUGCCUCUGCUGGGGGUGGGGCUGAACACAACGGUCCUCACGCUCAAUGGGAAUGAAGACACCACAGCCGAUUUCUUCCUGACCUCUAUGCCCCUUAGGUCCCUCAAUGUUUCCUCUCUGCCCCUCCCAAAGGUUCAGUGUUUUGUGUUCAAUGUUGAGUACAUGAAUUGCACUUGGAACAUCAGCUCUGAGCCCCAGCCUACCAACCUGACUCUUCGCUAUUGGUACAAGAAUUCUGAUAAUGAUAAAGCCCAGGAGUGUGGCCACUACCUAUUCUCUGAAGAGAUUACUUCUGGCUGUCGGUUGGAAAAAAAGGAGAUCCAUCUCUACCAAACAUUUGUGGUCCAGCUCCAGGACCCACGGGAAGCCAUGAGGCAGGCCAUACAGAUACUAAAACUGCAGAAUCUGGUGAUCCCCUGGGCUCCGAGGAAUCUAACACUUCGCAACCUGAGUGAAUCCCAGCUAGAGCUGAGCUGGAACAACACAUACUUGGACCAUUGCUUGGAGCACCUGGUGCAGUACCGGAGUGACCGGGACCGCAGCUGGACUGAACAGUCAGUGGAUCACAGACAUAGCUUCUCCCUGCCUAGUGUGGAUGGGCAGAAACUCUACACAUUCCGUGUUCGGAGUCGCUUUAACCCACUCUGCGGAAGUGCUCAACAUUGGAGUGAAUGGAGCCAUCCAAUCCACUGGGGGAGCAAUACUUCAAAGGAGAAUCCUUCGUCGUAUCACUUCUCGGCCUUUUGGCCAAGAUCAAGUGGGGAUAAUCCUUCGUUGUUUGCAUUGGAAGCUGUGCUUAUCCCCGUCGGCUCCAUGGGAUUGAUUAUUGGCCUCAUCUGUGUGUAUUGCUGGCUGGAACGGACAAUGCCCCGAAUUCCCACCCUCAAGAACCUAGAAGAUCUUGUUACUGAAUACCACGGGAACUUUUCGGCCUGGAGUGGUGUGUCUAAGGGAUUGGCAGAGAGUCUGCAGCCAGACUACAGCGAGCGACUCUGCCUCGUCAGUGAGAUUCCCUUAAAAGGAGGGGCCCUUGGGGAGGGGCCUGGGGGCUCCCCCAGCAACCAGCAUAGCCCCUACUGGCCCCCCCGCCCUGUGUUAUACCCUGAAGCCUGAAACCUGAGCCCCAACCCCCUGACAGAACCCCAGGGUCCCAUAACCCCCAGUGGUACUAACUUCCCUUCAUCCAACCAGCCUGGGUCCGAGCCCUCUGUGGCUGAUUUUAAAUUUUGUGCCCCCAUGCAACUACCCCUUCAUUCAGUAUCCCCUACUUGAGAAUUGCCCCUUUGUCCUGUACCUGUUUCUCAUCUCCCCCAGCCUAGCCCUUCCUUUUGGUAGGAUUCUUUCUCCCUCCAUCCCUCUUAACAUCUACCCUUCAAUUGUUCCUGAAUCAAUGAGAAAUAAAGUUUCUGUUGAUAAUCA
Messenger RNA from Lemur catta (Ring-tailed lemur), 1529 nucleotides. It is a transcript of the gene IL2RG, whose product is annotated as interleukin 2 receptor subunit gamma. Gene Ontology annotation, molecular function: cytokine receptor activity; protein binding. Gene Ontology annotation, cellular component: external side of plasma membrane; membrane. Gene Ontology annotation, biological process: cytokine-mediated signaling pathway. The transcript is spliced from 8 exons. The coding region runs from base 6 to 1223 and encodes 405 amino acids. Lineage: Eukaryota; Metazoa; Chordata; Mammalia; Primates; Lemuridae. The record is from RefSeq and is a predicted model, not a curated record.